Bombus terrestris (buff-tailed bumblebee) is the source of this 5669-nucleotide messenger RNA. Its product is annotated as ubiquitin-conjugating enzyme E2 Q2. Gene Ontology annotation, molecular function: ubiquitin conjugating enzyme activity. Gene Ontology annotation, cellular component: nucleus. The record is from RefSeq and is a predicted model, not a curated record. Gene Ontology annotation, biological process: protein polyubiquitination. NCBI's taxonomy places the organism in Eukaryota, Metazoa, Arthropoda, Insecta, Hymenoptera, Apidae. The transcript is spliced from 6 exons. Bases 134 to 1282 code for a protein of 382 amino acids.
CGAAUUGGUCAGUUGCGGUCGCCAUUUUGUCGGGCAGUCAUCGGGUACGUCGUGUUUCUUUCGGGUUGCUGUAUUUUUUGGAACAAGCACCGCCGAAAAAUUUGGGGUCCGGCACGUUCGUUCGCUCCCCCAAAUGGCUUGUUUGAACACCCUUAAGCAGGAGAUUAAAACUCUUGAGUCCGUCUUCCCUAAGAGCCAUGAGAGAUUUCAGAUAAUGUCUGCGAGUGUGGACGAACUCAGCUGCAGGUUCGUCGGUAAAAAUGGGAAGAAAUACGAAAUACACGCCAAUAUUACAGAAACCUAUCCUUCUACACCACCAGUUUGGUUUGCGGAAUCAGAGGAAACAAGUGUUACAAAUGCGGUACAAAUUUUAAGUACUACUACAGGCCGUGACAACCAUGUCAUUAAUCAAGUUGGGAUUCUCUUGAAAGAAUUAUGUAGACUCCACUCAUUACCUGAACCACCCGAUGUUGAACGGUUAAGGACAGCUUUGGAUCCGUUACGUUUAGGAGGAUCGAACGAAGCAGCGGCACAAAGGAUGGAAGCUGAAGAUGUAGAAGAUAUUGAUGAUGAUGAAGAAAGCGAUGCGGAAGAAGAUCUACAUUUAGAUAUGGACGAAGGAGAUGCCAAUGCAAAGAGUAAGGGUGAAGAAAUAGAAUUGGAACAUCUUGCAACGUUAGAAAGGUUGAGACAAAAUCAAAGACAAGAUUACUUAAAAGGAUCUGUCUGUGGCAGUGUGCAAGCCACAGACAGACUUAUGAAAGAAUUGCGCGACAUUUAUCGGAGUGACAGUUUCAAAAAAGGAAUGUACAGCAUAGAAUUAGUAAAUGACAGUUUGUAUGAAUGGAAUGUCAGGCUGAUGUGUGUUGAUCCUGAUUCACCUUUACACAGCGAUCUCAUACUUCUAAAAGAAAAGGAAGGCAAAGACAGUAUUCUCCUUAACAUGCUUUUUAAGGAAACUUACCCAUUCGAACCCCCAUUUGUCAGAGUUGUGCAUCCCAUGAUCUCUGGUGGUUACGUCCUUAUAGGAGGUGCAAUUUGCAUGGAACUCUUAACGAAACAAGGUUGGAGUUCAGCCUAUACAGUGGAAGCAGUCAUUAUGCAGAUUUCAGCAACACUAGUAAAGGGAAAAGCACGCAUACAAUUUCAAGGACCAGGUAGUGCUAGCAAAGUGUGUGGUCAAGGUCAAUACAGUCUAGCCCGUGCACAACAGUCAUUCAAGUCUCUUGUACAAAUACAUGAAAAAAAUGGUUGGUUUACCCCUCCAAAAGAGGAUGGCUAAUGAACAUGAAUCACGGAGAAAGAAAAGUUUGACGCGUGCUUACAGCUGAGACUUUAAUUCGGUGUGUGCCCAACAAAUAAUUGUUACGAUAAUGAUUUGAUACACAAAACACAACAUUAACUAGGUGGUAACUUAAGAUACUGAAUUAAUCUAAUGCAUAAUUCCAUUUAUAGCUGAAAAGGCUGCCGCGCAAACAGUGAAGUGUUUGAUUAUGUAUGCAUAGAUUUUUCAGUAAUUAGUGAUUAAAUCGCCAAUCGCAUUUGUGAAUGUGAGAUGUAAUCAUUUUUAUCUGGAAUUGAUUCUUACGUUUGGAAUUACUAAGGAUCAUAAUUAUUCCAAAUAACAUUAAUCUUAGUUCUCUUUUCGUGAGUACACAUGUUGUACGUACGUACGAAACAGUGUAAACAUUCUCUGUGAAAAUGCGUUUGCGCAAUCCGUGCUUCCUUUCUUUCAACAGAGGGAACACGACGAUUAUCAACUUAGAUAGUUAUAUUGACAAUUUUUCUAAGUGUUUUUUUAUCAUUGUGAGCUUUCAUUCGUUCCAUUCUAUCUUAUUGUAUCUUAAUUUUUUCAUUGUGCAAUUCAUAAGUAAGUUUGUUUGGACAUAUACAUUUGUUAAAAGUAGACAGUAAACGAAUCUGAUAUGAGAAUAGCGAUGUUUCUGGGGGUAAAGCGAAUUUUGCUAUUACCUUUUGUAUUUACUCGAUGCUUUCAUUCAUUGAUCAACAUGAUUCGGUAAUGUGAACGAGCACACAACUAAAUCAUCACAGUUCUAGAGUAUUUCGAGAUAGUAUAUGAUUUUAAGAAAAUUAACAUCACAUACAAUGAGGCUUUAGAGGUUAUAGUAUUACUUGUAAUUCUACAUACUAUGCAAAAUUCUACAUACUAUGAAAAUAUCUUAUUCACGAAUGAUUUAAUUUAACAGACUAAUGAAAUUAUAUAUUUUCUUUUAUCAAGUAGAAACUUUUUACAUUUUUAUUUUGUUAGAUAUUAAAAUAAUAAACGUAUAUAUUUCUAAUGCUUUACGUUGUCCGCUUUCUAAUUAUUCAUAUUUAAUCUUUAACUAAACUUUAUUCGAGGUUGCAUUCUGCAAAAUAUUUUAUAAUUUACGUUUUAAUUGUCAAACAUUCUUAUAAAUAAAGAAAUCGUAUAGCAAUACUAGGUAGUAUGUAUUUCCUUAACAUAAUUGACUACUACUACACAGUUAAGGGUUGUAUAGAUGUACAGAUACACGUUCGUGUGUUAAUUUCUCGAAACUCUAAUGUUCUUCGAAGUCCGUAUUAUUUUUUCUUAAAUUUAAAACUAAAAAUACGCAAAACAAUGUAGGAUUCGUCAUUUGGUUGUGUGCUUCGUUUGUUAAGCUACUUUUGUUAUAUCGUUUACAAAGCGGUUGAUGUGUGCUUGAGAUUGAUAUAAAGGUUUGGUCUGUAUGUUGGGCGUACGCUCAAGCGAAUUUUUAGUGGUAUUCUAUAUACAUAUAUAUACACAUAAAUAUAUAUCGUGACAAUUUAUUUGCAAUCGAAGCUCUAUUUACACGACGCAUUGAACGUGAAAUUACGCGAGUAAUCGUCGAAAUUUCUUUGUGCCACAGUAGAGUUUACACUGGCCAGUUAAAGGAAACGAUAAGGCAUAACAAGCGAACACGCGUACAUUAAAGGCACCAUUAGGAUCGCGAAAAACGAAUUACCGCUUCUUAAGAAAAAAAAAAAAAAAUUAUAUACACAUGUAUUAUUGCACAUGUAUUUGAAAUUUAUGAGACUAUGCUAUCCUUGUGCGUUUUUCUUCGUGAAAACAUUUUCUUCUAACCGAACGGGUAUCGUUCCCCUGUCUAUAAAAGAAACAAACAAUUAUGGACUUCCGGUUCUUUUUUCACGAUGACUUCAUCCCUAGUUAACGAUAGUAGUCGAUAAAAAUUAUUAUCCUUGUAUGGCAAAGACCGAUGGCCAAACUAUUGCGUAUACGUUUAUUAACAAGCGAAUUUCUACAUUUUUAAAAACGAUUGCUUUUCAUAUACUCGAUAUAUCUUGAUUCCACUCCCAGAACGUCUAUGCGAAAUGUUUCGUACAUACAUACAUACGUACAUGAAACGCGACGUACAUUUUACAAGGCUACACACACACACACACACACACACAUACAGACACACAUACACGCACGACCACACGCAUGUAUACACGCACGCACGCACGCACGCACGCACAUGAGCGCGCGCGCAAACACACACACACACACACACACACACACACACACUCUCUCUCUCUCUCUCUACACACGUCAUAUUAUACAAAGAUAUACAUUUACAUGCGUGCAUAUUAUGCAUUCAUAACACAUGCUCCGAUUCGUGUAUAUAAAUAUACAUAUUCCGUUCCUUGUGUUUCAUCUUCGUACGUUGUACAUAUGCAAAUUUGUAUCAAUUAGUCGACGAAACACGUUCGAACGGCGAUUCGUUUGAUCACUGCGCUAUUGUAUCUGUAAAUUGGAAGAAAAAAAAAAAAAAAAAAAAAAAAAAAAAAAAAAAAUAUGGAUUUGAAACGUACGUGAAUUUCAACGAAUAAUAUAAUAUUUUCAUCGUGUAAUUUAAAUAAUUGUAACUAAUUUUUUUGAAUGUUCGACACACCGAAUUGCACGGGAAAAUAUAAUAUGUAUCUCAGUUUAUGUCUGUGAGGUUGUUCAGAAAACAACGGUACGAAGAUGAAGCGGUACAUAUGUUAUUGGCAAUAACGCAUGUACGAUGCAUCCGUAAAUAUAAUUAUUGGAAUAAUCGAGCGAAGUAGCAUGGGUCAAUAGUUUCUUUUUCGUGGUGUAAUUAAAGGAAAAAGAAGAAAAAAGUAAAGCAAAAAGAAAACAAGAAAUCGUUUGUGAAAUUCGUGCGAGCAGUUUCGUAAUAAAAUCUAGAUUCUUAAGUAUAGGUGUACAAUCGAUGAGCUCAUUGUCAGUGGGUAUCAAUGAUUUGUACAGCCGCACCUGACUGACACUGAGUGAUGGUUGUUUUGACGUCGUUAACCGUUAUGUUCUUUGUCAAAAGAAGAAAAAAAAAACAAAAAAGAAGAAAAAUAACUUUUUAUUUCUCUCGCGUUUGUUAAGUUUUUCUUUCCUUUGAAGAAUUUGCGGAGCGUAUAUUGUAAGCAGCCACGUGGCCUGUAUAUUUUUGCUACAAAUAUCGUUGGUAGUACCCGUUUUUAAAAAUUAAACGUUCUUACGUUCUUUCUUAUUAUUAUAGAAGUAAUUACUAUUAUCUCUCUCGUUUUUCUUUCAUAUAACUCAUUCGAAGUUCUUAGAGAAACUAAAAGAGCUGAUGAAAUACUGACGUAAUAAGAUCGAUUAAAAGCGAAUUAUAUUUAAUGGUUUAUAUCAAUUAUCCGUAAAUCCAUGCUCAUUUUUCUUAGCUGUUAAACGAGACGAACUCUUUCGCAGAUGCAGAAGUAAUGAGAAUUUUUGUAAAAAAAAAAAAAAAAAAAAAAAAAGCGCGCGAAGCGUGUAUUCUUUAUUUGAUCGUUAUUGAUGUUCGAUGAGAUACACGAAUACAAAUUUGAAUAUACACGAAUUUGCAAAUCGAAGUCUUGGCUCUUUUGUUAUUUGUUAAAAUUUAUUCAAAAGAUAUCUUACAAAUGACGGAGUUUACUAACGAUAGAAAGAUGUUAAGCAAAAUUUCUCCUUACUUUUGCAUCGAAAUUAUAAUAUAAUUUACAAAAAGGAAAUAUACUGUGUUUCUUUGAUCAAAGUAGAUCGAAUUUCCCUUUGGUUGUAAUUACAAAGAAAACGGAGAAGAAGAGCGCGUUGAAACAGAAGCGUAGUAAGUAAAAGUAAAUGAUUUUUUACGGAUUCGCUUCUCAAAUAACGAGAGUAGUUUGUAUACCUGCGAUAUGCUUGAACGAAACUUUCAAUUUUUCACGAUGAUUUUACAAUGAACUGUCGAUUUGAAGACUGGUUAAAAAAAAAAAUGAAAACACUUCUUGCGUUCCUUUUUCCACUCUUAAGAUUUGUGCGUUAUCACGACCUUCUAUUCUCUAAUUGCUAUGGGCGAGUAACCGAACGCUAAACGAUCGGCCUGUAUCGUAAUGAAAGCUCUAUUUUUUAUGUAUUUGAUUUCGUGUAAAAUAUAGGACGAUACUGGUGUUUCCGGUUAAACAGAUCGGAAGAAAGAUUUGCGAAUAUAAAUGUGCCUAGUUUUCGAAUGUAUUUGUGGCAAAAAUAGUGAAUUUGUUAUUAGAGGGUCUCAAGUUCUCCCUUGCUUUCCCGAUACCGUGCUUUUCUAAAAGGUUUUCUAAAAGGUACUAUUCUUAAUCCAUUAAGGGCCAACAUUCCAUUUGAAAUUUAUUUGCGGUCGGUUUACUUGUAUUUGAAUUCUGUCUUUUAACAUUAUGAUUAUAAAAAGGAUUUGUAAGCA